Molecule: messenger RNA, 1436 nt
Organism: Vitrella brassicaformis
Lineage: Eukaryota; Vitrellaceae
Source: the annotation of a GenBank genome assembly
UCAUUCCAUCGGGGUUGUCGGUGCCUGCUGAAGCAGCGGCAGCAGAAGCAGCAGCAGCAGCAGCAGGGGACUCACCAGCUGCUGCGGGAGGGUUCUGACCAGACAAUAAAGAGGUGAGAAUCUCAGACCGUGACGGAUCUCUUGUUGUGCAUCCCUCUCAUUUUCUGCCCUGUUGGCACCGUCUUCUGAAGUUUGUGAUCCAUUUGUCGGUGGCCGGGAAGCCAAGUUCCAUCGCCUUUGCCCGGAUGUCUCUCGGGCGGACGGUCAUUGGGUCACGGCCGGCCAUCCACCGCCGCAUCGGAUCCUCAAUCUGCGGGUACUUGGGCUGUCUGUUGCACUUCUUGUUCGGAUCGAUAAUCUGCUUGCCGUCCUUCCUUUCCUUCUUGAUGGUAUGGUACCACUGCCUGAAUUGCUCAUACUUGAGGCCCUUCUCCUUGGCGAACUUCCGCAUGCUGAUCUGCUCGCCGGAUUUUUGACGUGAAAUGAACUCGUCCACCAGCCGCUGCCGCUUGCCGAUAGUGAUCUCCGGUGCCCUCUCAGUGGACAACUGCAGGACACACAAACAAAGAGAGGCUAUGUGACGGGCAGUGAGUGAAUGGAUUGCUGGGAGGAUUCAGAGUCUUACGUCAGGGGCAUCUCCCGCAGUGGGCGCCAGCUGGGGAAUUUGGUAGGGCGGGUAGCCAUGGUGGGGGUGAGGAUACUGACUACACACAAGAGUACGAUCACAUCAACGAGUGGGCCUCUCUUGUUCGUUCUCUCACCUGAGGUGUCUGCUGAUGCAUGGAGGGGCUCGCUGUGGGGUGGCCGGGAUGGUCAUUGUCUCCAAAGAGGCAAGGCAGGCCAUCGGCUGGCUCGUCUAGUAGGCUCACAUGUCCCGAUGCCUGACUCCCACCGAAGCACUCAGCGUCCCCUACAGCCACCAGACAAUCGACGGUUGCAUCUUCGCCUGCACGGCAAUCGGAGCGCCUUGCGUGUCCGCUUACCUGAUGCGUAUCCGUCGGCUGCAGGGUCACUUCGUGAUUGCGGCUCUCUGGGAUGCGACUGAGUCCCCCAUCCGCCAGCGGCACUCCCAGACACAUAGCCGGGUGGCUGCAGCAAACACACACACACAGAGAAAGAGAGAGAGAGGUCAAGUGAUGCGAUCCAAGGACUGCCGAGUAUGCCCACCUGAUAAGAGCCGUAGUAAGGAGCUGCAGCUGCGGCAGCGCAACCACCAUCUGCCACCUGUGAGAAAAGGGUAAGGAACAGAGUCACAUCAGCACCACUGACUCCAUCGCUGCACACACCUGUGUGUGAGUAUCAUCAUCGUUAUGCUCCUCGGCCGAUUCGGUGGCAUCCGUGGCCUGGAGAGAAGCACACAGCACAUCAGCCAAAGAUCUGUGUGUGGCGGCACAGGACGUCACCUGUGGGUGAGAUCUGAACGAGUCGUCCAUCAG